Molecule: messenger RNA, 3816 nt
Organism: Pelobates fuscus (common spadefoot toad)
Lineage: Eukaryota; Metazoa; Chordata; Amphibia; Anura; Pelobatidae
Gene: CACNG8
Product: calcium voltage-gated channel auxiliary subunit gamma 8
Exons: 5
Coding region: 531-1559 (342 amino acids)
Biological process (GO): postsynaptic neurotransmitter receptor diffusion trapping; neurotransmitter receptor transport, postsynaptic endosome to lysosome; positive regulation of synaptic transmission, glutamatergic
Cellular component (GO): postsynaptic density membrane; AMPA glutamate receptor complex
Molecular function (GO): voltage-gated calcium channel activity; channel regulator activity
Source: RefSeq, a predicted model, not a curated record
UAAUAACAGGAUGCUGAAGUCUUUUUUCUUUUCUGCAAAAUAUCCCCUCUUAAAAUAAACGCCAUUUCACAGAUUCUUCCAGGGCAGGGGAAAAGACAAGCCACUUCAUACAGAGAUUUUACAGGCAACCUCCGAUGAACACACACAUAUAUAUACAUACAUACAUACAUACAUCCUCAUCAAAGCACACGUUUUAACAAAGGAUGUUAUGAUGCCCGUAUUAUUCCUUUUAAAUUGAUGCCAAGACGAAUGGACAUAAGUCCACACAGUCAAUGGAACAAAAUCUGAGCCUUGUUGAGAAAAUAAUCCUGGGUGAGUCAGUAGCCCCCAUUGUCAUCUGGCAAAAACACCUGAGCUACUGUUGACAAUAGAGGACAAAAGCAACAGGAGAAGAAAGUAGAAGGUACCAAAGAGCACAUCACUGACCUAAGAAGAUACAGAUCUUCUUCACCUGAAAAACUGUUUUGUGUAAAUCAGAAACUCCCCAACCUGUCACCCUGGAGUCGUGGAAGAGGUGGAAUGAAGGCAGAAUGGUGUGGUGUGAGAAAGGGGUUCAGAUUCUUAUGACCACAGUAGGAGCUUUUGCUGCAUUUGGGCUUAUGACAAUCGCCAUAGGAACCGAUUACUGGCUGUAUGCCAGGGCCUUCAUUUGUAACACUACUAAUAUAUCGAGUGAGGAAGCAACAUUGAAAGAUAAAAAAGAUCCAGGAGGGCUGACCCAUUCUGGCCUCUGGAGAAUUUGUUGCUUGGAAGGCCAAAAAAGAGGUAUAUGUGUAAAUAUAAAUCAUUUUCCAGAAGACACAGACUAUGAUCAUGACAGUGCUGAAUAUCUUUUGCGUGUUGUCCGUGCCUCAAGCAUCUUCCCUAUCCUCAGUGCCAUGCUCCUUUUACUUGGGGGCCUAUGCGUUGCUGCCAGUCGUGUUUACAAAUCCAAGCGUAACAUAAUCUUAGGGGCUGGUAUUCUAUUUGUUGCUGCAGGUCUAAGCAACAUCAUUGGUGUGAUUGUUUACAUUUCUGCAAAUGCAGGAGAUCCAGGGACUAAGAGAGAUGAUGAGAAGAAAAGUCAUUACUCAUAUGGCUGGUCUUUCUACUUUGGAGGGCUUUCUUUUAUCAUUGCUGAGAUGAUAGGAGUUCUUGCAGUAAAUAUCUACAUUGAGAAAAACAGAGAAGCCCACUGUAAAUCACGUACAGAACUGAUUAAAAAUCCAUCAGCCAUCCUUCGUCUCCCUAGUUACCGUUUUCGAUAUCGUCGACGCUCUAGAUCAAGUUCACGCUCCACUGAACCUUCUCAGUCAAGGGACACUUCUCCCGUUGGAGUGAAAGGGAUACCAUCAACUGACAUCUCCAUGUAUACAUUGUCAAGAGAUACCUCUAAAGCCAAUGUAAGCAGCUUAUAUAAUACAGAGCGUGGGGAUCACAGUUUUCUACAGCUUCACAACUGCUUUCCUAAGGAUUCCGGGGUUACCGUCACCGUCACAGGACCAGCCUCAAACACAGGCACCCUGGGCAAAGACGGUUCCAAUACCAACACGCUAAACAGGAAAACUACACCUGUGUAGGUGGGCCCAAGGCAAACAUAUUCUAAAUGAGUGUGAGGAAGUGUGUGUUCUAUGCGUGUAAUAGUGUGAGUCUUGGAAUGGAGAUAGGAGCCAUUUUAUGCCAUGUAGCUGCCAAUUACUGGUCUAGAGGAACAUAAUGGCCCUAGACCUUUGUACCAGUGAAAUAUUUACAUUUUGGAACCAAAUGAUAUACAUCCUGAAAUCUGCAUUAUAAGUAUUUUGGUAAAAAGAAAAUACAUAUUCCAAGAGAACAUGUAAAAAGGAUCAUAGAAUUCAACUUUUUUUUUCACAGAUAGGCUAAAAUGAUUUUAUCUAACCAUCCAUCAUUUGGCAUAUGUAAGGUCCCUUUUACUGCUGUAGUUUCUUUUACCAUGUUAUUGCACAUUUGCAACAUAAUUAUAAAGCUAGAAUCAGUGUAAAAUCUAAACUUAGCACAUACUGAAAAAGAUAAUUACAAGAUCUUGGAAAGUAAAAAAAAUAGACAAGAAUAGUAGGAUUAAGCUGGGUGUAAAACAGUUGCAAGUUUUCUUGUUUUUUUUUGUUUUGCUUUUCACAACAAGAUGAUCUCCCCAACAGUUGCAUUUACAUAUACCAUGUGUGCUAAAAGCCAAAGUGCUUAGUUUAAUAAGAGACUUAAAUAUACAGAGCAGCCUUAAAUGAAAAAGAAAAUAGUAUAAAUAUUUUAAUUUACUCUACUCUUAGAAAUUUUUAACAAAUAUGAUGCUGACUUGAUGUAUUUCCUUGAGAAAUUAGUCUCUAGGAGUUAAGAUCAGCUACAAUUAUGACUGAUUUUGCCAGUCUUCAAAAGUUAUUCAAUUUACAAUUUGAUUUGCCAAAAGUGAACACAUGUCAGAGUGAAUGAAUGUUUAAGUAACUUUGACUCUAAUAAAACUAGGAAAAUUAUAGCAUAGACGAUGUACCUGAUUUGCAGAAGUCUGUUUUCCUUCACCCUACUGGCCAUAGUUAGGUGACAAUAAUAAUAAUAAUUAUUAUAAUUAUUAAAAUUAUGCCAUUGGCAUUUAUAUUUAUCAGGUGAUAACCAAAUAAUGGACUUGUUUCACUACACAAGUUCUCUGCUCAAUUCUUAGAGCAUUUCCUGAGAGAUAGAAAUUGGCAAGGUGUUUGAUGCAUUCUGCUUUUUAAGGAUGAAGCUUGGGGUACAAUAUCACUUCAAACACAACAAAUGUGUAACAGAGACAUGCUAGACACAACCGCAGUCCUAAACUAAAUGAGAAAAUGGUGUCACAUACUAGUAACUAGAUCUGACCAUGGGCUUUUGUAUUAGGGUAUAUAUAUCAUGAGUCAGUCAUGAUGUUGGGAUUCAGGAGCUAACUCAUAGGCAUUGUUCUGUUCUCAUCAAAACCCUGAAAAUAGGAAUUAUCCUGUCUCAUCGACUACAUCAAUGUUGACUAGCCAUUUCACCAGAGGGAUUUUUGAACACCAUUUCUAUUAACAAUGACUGAGCAUCAAUGAAAUAUAUUUCACAAAUUGGAAUGUUUGUUGUAACCAAUGGUUGGGUGUCUCUCUGUGCUAACAGGAUAUCAGUGCUGAAUAUUGAUUUGUUAUACUUUUUACUUUAUUUGCAUGCAUAUAUGUUGAAAGUUACAUACACAGGCUUAUAUUUCACCUUAAAUAUUUCACUUUUAUAAUAACAUUUUAUACAGACUGUGAAAAAAAAACAAUUUCACUGGAAUACCUCGGGAAACACAGCAAAAAGGCAAUUGUUGAUAAAAAGGGAAUGAUAGGUCUGUCACGUGUAUUAAAGGUGUUAUAGAAACACUAAGUGAAGUGUCAUGGCUACCAGUGUUUUUGUCUGUUUAAUCAGUUUACAAUAAAGCUAACAAGUGAAAAGUAUUUCCAUCAAACAAAGUUAUAGUAUAUUUAGCUAUAUCUUACAGAUUUACACUGUGGAGGUAGUCAUAUUGGAAUUGGAUCCCAAUUUUCAAACCUUUAGUAAAGGUUGCUGAGGAAAAAUAGGAGUCUGUAAUCCGCUAAGGAUUUCAUAAAGUGCAUUCCUUCUUGUGUAAGCCAAGCCCUCAGCUAUCAUUUAGAUUUUUGGCUUUCCACAACAUUCCUUUCUUUCUAAUAUCCACUUUACAGCCUCCCCUCGUUUCUAUAAAAUAGAAUAUUUAACUUUUCUUCUAAUCUGUUAUUUGCCUUGAUUUAUAUAGGGCUUCAAUGCAUUUAUUCCUCUAAAUUUCUUUCGGAUUCAUGAAAUGCCAUACAUUUAUCACAGCUAGAAACAAAUAAAUAAAUA